This is a messenger RNA of Cololabis saira (Pacific saury), 1057 nucleotides long. RefSeq names its product non-structural maintenance of chromosomes element 4 homolog A-like. The transcript is spliced from 10 exons. Bases 1 to 1020 code for a protein of 339 amino acids. The record is from RefSeq and is a predicted model, not a curated record. NCBI's taxonomy places the organism in Eukaryota, Metazoa, Chordata, Actinopteri, Beloniformes, Belonidae. Gene Ontology annotation, biological process: DNA repair. Gene Ontology annotation, cellular component: Smc5-Smc6 complex; nucleus.
AUGAAGAAAACAGAAGGUCCCGGCCCCGGUGCCGGGGUCAGGGAAUCUCCCCGCCUGGAGAACCACUCCAGCCCCCCCGGGGGGGGAGAGAACCAGGACCUCAACGAUGUGGGUCUCCGGAGGGAAAUACGGAGCAAGUACAGAGACCUCAUCAACUCAGUGCAACAGAACAGGGAGACUUUCCUGAGUUCAUCCAACAAUGGGCUGAAUGAGGUUUUAGAAGAGGCAAAUACAUUUUUUAAGAAUGUUCGGCAGGCGAGAGAAGCCGCCCUCGAUACCAAGCUCCUGGUUGUGACCACAGACUUGGGAAAGGAGAAAGCCAGUCUGCUGUCCUCUGAGGCCAGCAGUUUUGAUCAUAUUUUAUUUGCUGAAAAUCUUUUGACCUUCAUGGGCCUCAACCGGCUAGAGGAUAGGGAUGAGCCCCAGAAUGGAGCUGACACCGGUGGUUUCCUACCCAGAGACGCGUGGCACAGACUGGCCAAGCACACACAGAGUUGGUUCAGGGCAGCACCCUCUUUCCACUACAUGAUGGGUUCUUUCUACGCGGAGCCGCCUCCUCCAAAGCAGAGGAUAGAGCGACAAAAGAAAGUACCCAGCAAGGAAGUCAAAAGAAUAAUGCCUACUCAGCUGAAGAGAAUGGAAGAAUCCCACGAAGAAGCAACAGAGAAAGAAGUUGAAAGAAUUCUGGGAUAUCUGGAACGAUAUUCCCAAGUUGAUCCAACAUCGCCAAUAUGUUAUUUUGAGUUUGUCAUCGACCCCAACUCAUUUUCCAGGACAGUAGAGAACAUUUUCCACACGUCUUUUCUAAUAAGGGAUGGUUUGGCACGGAUGUAUUUGGAUAGUGACAAGCUGCCUUGUAUAGCUCUUGUAGAAGAGGGAGAGGUGGAUGCUGCUGCAGGUUCAUCAAGUCGCAAACAGUGUGUCGUCUCUAUCAGUCCAAAGAAGUGGAGGGAGCUAAUAAAUGUCUUUGACAUUAAAGACGCGAUAAUUAAACCCCCAGACACACCGAUGGACGAGUGACGGACCACAGUUCCAUGCUGUUGACCUGUCUUCCAAG